AUGGGAUCGAAGCUUAGCCCGAUCUUGUCACAAUAUGUAAUGGACCAUCUACUGGAUGUAUGUAUACCGUUGCUGUCAUUCAAUCUCAUUUUCCUGAAGAAAUUUGUUGACGACCUAAUCCUUGCACUGCCUCACACAGGCAUAGAUGAAAUACAACAAAUUUUCAACAGCUAUGAUCCACACAUACAAUUUACAAUAGAGAGAGAAGAUGAAAAUAAAACAGUACCCUUUUUAGACACGAAGGUAUGUAGAAUAAAUAACACAAUUAAACUAGACUGGUACAGAAAGAAUUCAGCAUCCAAUAAGUUCAUCAACUAUCAGUCAGAACAUCCAAUACAAGUAAAAAUAAAUUGUGUUAAAGAAAUGAAAGCCAGGAUCAAGAACAUUUGUCACCCAGAUUUGGUGGAUGCGAAUCUGAAGAAAUUAUACCGGAUAUUUCAAGAAAACUCUUAUCCGAGAGGAUUACUAAACAAAUUAUUGUACGAGUCAAAUAAUAAUCCAGAACAACCUAAACCUGAACCAAAACCACCUGAAGCAGCAGAAGGAGAUGAUAACAGAAUGCCAGAAAACACAAAAUAUGGUUCCCUGCCAAAUAUUAGAGAUUUGACUAGUAAGAUCAAAAAUUGUUUCAAGGAGGAAAAUAUAAAGAUAGCAACGUAUAAUACAAAAAGCAUUUCAAGAUUAUACAGCAGAAUAAAAGAUCAAACACCAACACUACUUAGGUCAAAUGUUGUCUAUAAGAUGAAUUGUGCGGAAUGUGAGUGCACAUAUAUUGGUCACACGUCCCAGUGGCUAAAAAGCAGAUUGGCCUUACACAAAAGUGACAUCACAAAAAACAACCAGCGAUGUGCUUUAACCAUACAUGCGGUAGAGAAAGGACAUAGGAUUGACUUCGACAGUGCAGAGAUAGUGGCAACUCAGAAAAAGUAUAACAAAAGACUCAUACUCGAGAUGAUAAACAUAAGGAACCAGAAAGACCCAAUAAAUAAAAAGACCGACGUACAGAAACUAAGUAAUGUAUAUACCUAUCUACUCACAUACCCUAACAUUAAAGAACGAAAAAAUUUUUAUGAUGGACCGUUGGAUGAAUAA
Molecule: messenger RNA, 1092 nt
Organism: Harmonia axyridis
Lineage: Eukaryota; Metazoa; Arthropoda; Insecta; Coleoptera; Coccinellidae
Exons: 1
Coding region: 1-1092 (363 amino acids)
Source: RefSeq, a predicted model, not a curated record